AUGAUUCAAAUUGUUCACGACGCUUUGGCAAAACCAAGUAAAAAUACAUUAAUUUCGAAUGAGAGCCUCUGUGAAGCCCCAGUUAUGUUACCAGAAUUAUGUGGAAUAUUGUUACGAUUCCGCACAAUUACUUAUGACGUCAUCGCAGAUAUAGAAAAGAUCUUUCUUCAAAUCGAACUACACGAAUAA
Enterobius vermicularis (human pinworm) is the source of this 189-nucleotide messenger RNA. Lineage: Eukaryota; Metazoa; Nematoda; Chromadorea; Rhabditida; Oxyuridae. The record is from the annotation of a GenBank genome assembly.